This is a messenger RNA of Recurvomyces mirabilis, 1527 nucleotides long. RefSeq lists its product as uncharacterized. Lineage: Eukaryota; Fungi; Ascomycota; Dothideomycetes; Mycosphaerellales; Teratosphaeriaceae. The transcript has 2 exons. Gene Ontology annotation, molecular function: oxidoreductase activity, acting on paired donors, with incorporation or reduction of molecular oxygen; heme binding; iron ion binding. The record is from RefSeq and is a predicted model, not a curated record. Bases 1 to 1527 code for a protein of 508 amino acids.
AUGGCACCUAGUAUGUUGAUACUGCUGGUUCUGAGUCUUGGUGUUGGUACUAUAUGGACGGCAUGUAUUCUCAUCUAUCGCAUGUUCCAUCACCCACUUAGUAAGUUCCCGGGCCCACGACUGGCAGCAGCAACAUUCGGCUACGAAAUCUACUACGACGUCUUCAAGUCGCCAGGUGGUCAGUACAAUUACAAGAUCCAAGAGCUACAUCGGAAGUAUGGUCCUAUCAUCCGUAUCAAUCCUGAAGAAGUCCACAUCUCCGAUCCCGAAUGGUUCGAUGUCCUCUACGCAGGACCUGGUCACAUUCGCGACAGAUCUGUGCGCACAAAUCGAGGCAAUGGUUCCGUCGGGUCUGUCGCUUCUUCAUUAGAGCACGAUGUCCAUCGCGCAAGACGAUCCUCCAUAAACCCGUACUUUUCCAAAGCAGCCAUUAAUCAGCUUGGAUACCAGGUGUGGGAAGCAUUCGAGCUGCUGGGAGCAAAGAUGGCUGAGCGUGCAGACAGUGGUGAGAUCGUGAACCUGGGAGCCGCUCUUGGUGCCGUGACGAUGGACGUCGUCACGAGGUAUGUGUACGACGAGGCUUGGCAUGUUCUCAAGACGCCGGACUUGGGAGUACAGUGGAACCAGGUAAUGCUCGAGGGGUUCUCUCAAGCGCCGCUACGGAAGCACAUCCCGGCUAUCGCAUCGAUCAUGUCUUCCAUCCCACUAUGGCUCAUCAAGCGGCUGAACGCGAACGCUGGCGUGUUCGUCACAGCGAAGCAGCGAGCAGAUGCAGUAUCGCAUAGAGUCUGGAAGGAGAUUCAGGCUUCGCGUGGUGGUGUGAGCGAGAAGCAGCUAGAUGACCGUCGACCCCGGACUGUCUUCCACGGCAUCAUGAACAGCAACUUGCGCUCUGUAGACAAGUCCAUGGAUCGGCUAGCAGACGAAGCGUUCGUGCUCGUCAUGGCGGGCGGCGAGACCACAGCGAAGGUGACACUUGUGACAUUGGUGCAUUUGCUGCAAGAUCCCAGCCUGCUAGCGCAGUUGCGAGGAUUGCUAGACGGCGUCAUGAAAGCUGGACGCCCCUCUUACCGAGACCUGGAAGCUGUCCCAUUGAUGAAGGCCAUAGUGCAGGAGGGCGUCCGGCUGGCAUGUCCAGUGAUGAAUCGUGCGACGCAAAUGGCGCCGAAGGAGGAUAUGACAUUGAACGGCAUCGUGAUCCCACGAGGAGACGUCUGCUUUGACGAGAAAAUCUUCCCGGAUCCAUACCACUUCAACCCCAGCCGCUGGCUGCAGGCUGCAGAACGAGGCGAGCGCUUAGAGAAGUAUCUCAUUAGUUUUAGCAGAGGUAGCAGAGCAUGCGUGGGCAUGGAACUAGCGUUAUGCGAGAUGUAUAUUGGGCUGGCCACGCUGAUCUGCAACUUUGACCUGCAGCUCAUCGACUUUGAUUACGAGCGCGAUCUUGCGACAGUGAGAGAUGGAUUUGUGGGCCUGCCGAGCAAGGAGAGUCGAGGUGUGCAGGUUAGGGUUGGGGUUAGAAGGUUGUAA